UUGCUCUCUCGCAACGCCGAAUGGGCUGCCACAAAAGAUCCGACUUUCCUCGUAGACUCGAGCGACAGAGACCAGAGACCGCGGGUGAUGUGGAUCGGGUGCUCGGACUCGCGCGUGCCGGAGUCGGUCGUGACGAGGUCCAGGCCCGGGGACAUCUUCGUGCACCGCAACGUUGCCAAGUUAUUCAAUCCAGACGAGGACAGCGUCAUGACGGCGGUGACGUUCGCCAUCGAAGACAUCGGCCUCAACAACGUCGGCGUCGAGCACAUCGUCGUGGUCGGGCACACCAACUGCGGCGCCGCAAGCUAUGCGUCCGACGCGGCGGAGAACCCCUCUGCCGUCGACCGGCGUAGACCGAUGUACCGCUGGCUCCAGCCGCUCAUCCGGCUCGCGGGGACGGUGACAGGCAAGCGUACACAGAACCUCAUCAUCGCCAACAUUCAGGAACAGGUCGACAAGCUCGCUCAGAGCGAGCCAGUGAUCAGGGCGUGGGACAACCCGAACAGGCCGGCGCUCCAGAUUCACGGCUGGUUGUACGAGUUGAGUACAGGCCUACUCAGGGACCUAGAGAUCACC
Molecule: messenger RNA, 576 nt
Organism: Punctularia strigosozonata HHB-11173 SS5
Lineage: Eukaryota; Fungi; Basidiomycota; Agaricomycetes; Corticiales; Punctulariaceae
Product: carbonic anhydrase
Exons: 3
Biological process (GO): cellular response to oxidative stress; cellular response to carbon dioxide
Molecular function (GO): carbonate dehydratase activity; zinc ion binding
Source: RefSeq, a predicted model, not a curated record